Conger conger (European conger) is the source of this 4024-nucleotide messenger RNA. It is a transcript of the gene renbp, whose product is annotated as renin binding protein. Gene Ontology annotation, molecular function: N-acylglucosamine 2-epimerase activity; peptidase inhibitor activity. The record is from RefSeq and is a predicted model, not a curated record. Lineage: Eukaryota; Metazoa; Chordata; Actinopteri; Anguilliformes; Congridae. The coding region runs from base 168 to 1382 and encodes 404 amino acids. The transcript has 11 exons. Gene Ontology annotation, biological process: N-acetylmannosamine metabolic process; carbohydrate metabolic process; N-acetylglucosamine metabolic process.
UCAUAUGAUCCAGCGCUCAAUCUGAAGCUGCUUCUCAGGGUUGUAUGCUGUUUGCUUCUGGGUUGGGUAACGUUAUCCAGAUCGGUGAAACACUGUGCUAACGGAUCGGGCCGCUCUGAAUCCUUUGAAAGGCAAAACGUUAUAAUAUAGUGGACCUGAAAAGAAAGAUGACCGCUGAGAAACUGGGGCGUUUUCGAGAGAGAAUCAGAACCGAACUGGAUCAAGUUGUGGAAUUUUGGCUGAAAUAUUCUCAUGACAAAGAAUUUGGUGGUUUCUUUACUUGCAUUGGAAAGGAUGGGAAAGUGUAUGAUGAGCUGAAAUAUGUCUGGUUGCAGGGCAGACAGGUGUGGAUGUACUGUCGGUUGUACAGGACAAUGGAGCGAUUUCGCAGGCCUGAAAUUCUAGAAGCUGCCAUCUCAGGAGGGGAGUUCUUGCAAAAAUUUGCUUGGGUGCCCUCUGCUGGCAGCUCAGGGAAGUGCGCUUUCUGCCUGUCCAGAGAUGGCCGGGCAGUGAAAGUGCAGAGGACUAUCUUCAGUGAAUGCUUUUAUGUCAUGGCCCUGGAUGAACUGUCUCGUGUCACUGGGGACCAGGGGAUGCAGACGGAGGCUGAGCGGGUGAUGGGGCUGUUGGUCGGCUGGGCGAGGGGGGACUCGGCAGGGCUGGGCCGGCCGGAGCUUGCAGGGGACGCCCCCGUGAACAGCAUGGCUGUUCCCAUGAUGGUGCUCUGCCUCCUGGAGCAGCUGACCGACGGCCGCCCGCAGCUGGGAGAGAAGUACCGGGAGCUGGGGGCCUGGUGUGUGCAGGAGAUCCUACAGCAUGUGCAGAGAGGGGGGACCGCCAUUUUGGAGAAUGUCUCGAAGGAGGGGAAGGAACUGCCUGGUUGCCAGGGGCGACUCCAGAACCCAGGCCACGCUCUGGAGGCGGGCUGGUUCCUGCUGCAGUAUGCCACGGGCCACGGGGAGCGGGAGCUGCAGAGGGUGGCGGUGGAGACGUUCAUGGAGCUGCCCUUCCGCACGGGCUGGGACCCGCAGCACAGAGGCCUCUUCUACUUCCUGGACGUGGACGGGCACUGCCCCACGCAGUUGGAGUGGAGCAUGAAGCUCUGGUGGCCUCACUGUGAGGCUCUGAUUGCCUUCCUGAUGGCCUAUGCACAGCACAAGGAGCCCGCCCUGCUGGACAGGUUCACUCAGGUGUACGACUACACGUUCAGUCAUUUUCCUGAUCCCGAGCACGGAGAGUGGUUUGGGUACCUGAGCCAGCAGGGCAGCGUGGUGCUGGACUUCAAAGGCGGGCCAUUUAAAGGUUUUUUCCACGUGCCACGUUGCCUGUAUAUGUGUGAAAGACUCCUGGACGGCCUCAUAGAACAGCCCUGCGAUCCCUAAACACAAAUCAGGUGUGGGAGUGGGAGGCCUUCGAUUCUUCUGCUGUGCUCACACCUGCAGUGUUACCUGCACACCUGCAGGCUAACCGUUUAACCAGGGAUUUCACAGACCCUUGGCUGUGCUGAUCUCUCUUACUAGAUGUGAACCCAAGACUGUUAACGCAGCCUUGUGUGUUAAAAUUCUGGAAUUUGAAUUUCUAGAAAUUUUGCCAAAAAACAUUCCACCCUUCUAGUAAACAUGCCCUUUGUGAGCCAUCUGGAGAGAGUAGUGAGCAAUGACUUUAAGGCAGUGGUCUCCAACCCUGGUCCUGGGGAGCUCCAGGGUCUGCUGGUUUUUGUUGUUACUCUGCAUUUAAUUAAUCAAUUAGAGGAAUUUUAAGGUCAAAACAAGGAUCAGGGUUGGAGACCACUGCUUUAAGGGCUUUCUGAAUUGUAAAGGGAGAUGUAUUGCGGGAGGGUAUUUAAAGGGAGGCCUUUGGCUGUUCUGGCCCUUACUGAGGUUGCUAUAUGUACUGAACAGUCCUGUAGGACAGCUGAAAUACUGUUAUUGUUUCAGAAUCUGUCAAUAAUUAUGUUAGGCUAGCUCAUUAAAAAUUAAAAAUGCUUUAAACUUGUCUAUAACGAUGACAUCUAUCUUAACAGGUGCUCCAGGACCUGUAGAAUUUUUCAUACUUCAAAAAAACCAUACCAUACCAUAUUUAAAAAUACAUGGGAUGAGAUUUCCAUUUUCAUUUAAAAAUUAAACCUUUGAAUGCAAUCUCCUUAUAUAAUUACACAUAUCAUACAAUGAAAUAUUAAGUAAAUGUGUUUAUAGACAAGUAUUUAUACAGUCUAAAGCAUUUUUAAUCAUUAAAGAACUGGUUUAAAUGAAACAACUGGUUUUAAUGUUGUGGCUGAUCAGUGUAUAUCCACUUUAUUUCUAAACAGACUGGGUGAAUGUCUAAGAUCCUGGCACACUAGCUUAUUGGCUAUAUCCUGGGAAAGUGUGUGCAUUCAUAUGCAUGCCCAGAAGGGACCUAUACAAUUGCAUUUAUAUUAUAUGUUUCAUAUGUACUUUGUGUUUUCUGCUUUCAACAUAUCCACGAUUGUUAGAAUUUCAAGAUUUUUUGGCGUAAAAAAGGGAAGUAAUCUAAAGAAUACAGUCUGAUCUGAAACCACUAUAUGCAGUAACAAGAGCAAAUCAGGAGGGGGGCAAAUACUUUUUGACUACAUUAUAUAAAUGAUCAUAUGGACUUAUCUUUCACUUUAAAAAAAAAAAAAAAAACAACCUGCAAAGAUUUCUCUCUGGUCUGUUUUUUAAAAUCAUUUUGUAGUUUCACAAGGUCUUGAUGAACAGUAAGGUGGAAUAGAUGUGGGUAAAAAUCAAAUCUGUAUUUGCAAAUAUUUCCAAUACACUAAUGCAGAACAUUCCUUUUGCUGUUGAUUCACAAGGAUAAUCAGUGGGGUCUUGGAUUAGCACUCUGUUCAGUCUCAUCCACAAAGUAAGCACAUUUUAAUCCACAAGUGUUACAGAUAAAGAGUGAAACUGGAGCCUGUUCCUCAGCCAGAUAAAAAACCCAGAACAGCCCUUUUUUUCUUCAGUCCUUGUUCCUGAUUUGGGAGCAUCCAGGUUUUACUAUGUGCAGUUAUCCAGCUAACUGCUUUGUGGAGCGGGCCCCUGGUCAUUCAAUCAGAGCAGCCUUUCCAGUGACUUCAAAUGUAUUGACUGUAUGUUGGGCGUUUGCCCAGAUCUGGCUCACAGUUUAGUUUAGCUGUUCAGUAUUCUGUGUGAGAUCUUAGUCAUAACCAGAGAUGUGGAUGUUGCUAAAUGAAAGUACAGGGCAGUUUGAGUGUUACACUUUUGAUUAAAUUUCUAUUUUCAUCCAUGUCUGGGCUAACCUGUCUGCACACAAGCGGGUUAAUGUGUUUAAUUAUAGCACAGGAUUCCAAUUGUGCAAACACACACAACAAUUUGCCUUUUAUAGCCCGCUUUUAGUCUCUGUGAUAUGACAGAUUUGAUCUGCUAUGUAUGUCUCAUCUAUUAUGCAAAUGAAAUCUGUAAAUGCUGUGUGUCCUUGUCACUAGUGCACACCUCAAACAGCAUCCAGGAGCUGCACUGUGAUCUUACCUUAAACUGCAGAAUGCAGAUAUCUAUACAAGUAUUUGUUAUCUGGCAAAAGUGUAAAAUUGUUAAAAUGACGUCCAAUUAUUUUCAGGUGUUAAAAUACAAUAUUUCAUAGUAUCGGUUGAGUUCAGGCAGUACAAAUAAAUAUACCAAUAACUAAUACAAAAAACGUACACUUUAAUGUUAACAAACCAUAGCCUAUUUUUUUGGUUUGACCUGAUGAAGACUUUUGAUGGAUUUAAAUGUUUUUUAAUAUUUGCAGUAUUUUUUCAAUAAAGGAAUGUGUUUUAUCUAUAUCUGCACAUUGCAUAACUUACAAGUUCAAUUGUUACACAUUGAAAUGACAAAGGGAAGGCUCCAGAGCGAGCAGACACUCUUUCACAGACGCUUUCAAGUCGAUCGCUUCCUUUAGUUCCUGCAUGACUCCUUCAUGGACAAGUUCAUUAUUUUCUUUCAAAUCAUAACUGGAUAUAUAGAUCUGUUCACUGUCUUUCACUUUGUAUACAGGCCUACAUUUUAAAUAAACAUAGUCCACCACA